This is a messenger RNA of Scomber japonicus (chub mackerel), 1239 nucleotides long. RefSeq lists its product as uncharacterized. The record is from RefSeq and is a predicted model, not a curated record. The coding region runs from base 246 to 875 and encodes 209 amino acids. NCBI's taxonomy places the organism in Eukaryota, Metazoa, Chordata, Actinopteri, Scombriformes, Scombridae. The transcript has a single exon.
UGUUAUCCAGUGAAAUGUGAAAUGAGUUAUUUAGCAGCAGGUUUGAACACUCACAGUAAGGAAAAUAUGGGCUAGUUUGAUCGUGCUUUUAUUUUGAAGGCAUCCACAGGUGGGUGGGGGUGUCCUGUCCUCAGAGGCUCAGUGGGACUAUAUAAACCAGAUGUGUCCAGCUGUGACUGUAUGUGAGAGUGAUGGAGCGACCGGGAAGGACCGGGAGGGACCGGCUCUGACUGACCCGGAGCAGCAUGCGGGACCCGCGGAGCUGGACCCCCGGGUUCGGCCCUGCGGAGCGCGGGAAACCGGCCACCUACACCGGGGAGAAGAAGGCCAAGUGGGUCGCCAAGUCCAACAAGAAGUGGGUGAGACUGGCCACGGUGGUGGUCUACGUCCUGUCCGUGUCUCUGGCUGCUGUCAUCCUGGCGGUCUACUACAGCCUCAUCUGGAGACCGACCACCGGGACCGGGAUUGAUCACAUUACAGCUGCUCAGAGAAAUAAUCCAAAUAUAUCUAAAUUUGAUUCUUGCAGAAAUAAGACUCUAAACAUUCAAAUCAAAGUCAGCAAUAAUGAUUCAGUUCGAAUCUAUAAUCAAACAAUUAAAGCAGAAAACUUAAAGAAAACGUUACUAAAUCCUAAUAAAGCUGAUAGUACCGGGUCUCCCCGCUCCACCGGGGCAUCGGACCCUCCUCAGGCCGGGCAGGGCGCCUCUUCCUCGGCUCUGAGCACCGCAGAGCCUCCCGCUGUGACCGCGGAGGAUCCGUCCAACCUGCCGACCCACCGCGCUGCAGCAGUCCGGGAUCAGGAGGCUGAUGUCGGCUGGAUGGAGGCGGGCUCCUCCGGGUCCGGGACGGAGGACGGACCAGAGACUCUUAAAUGAAUAUAUCUCUGUGUUGUUCUGGAUGUUUAUUAAUCUGAUGAAACAUGAGAUUCAUGCUGACUGAAUCUCUUUAUAAUCACUUAACUCUUUAUUGAGUCUGUGUGUGAAGUGUUUGUGUUCAUAUCUGUAACAAGUUCAUAAGAUUAAAGAUUAAAGAAACACUGAUGUCUUUAUAUCCUCACCUCACACCAGAAAUAAAACAUGUAUUUAUGUAUUUAUUGGACUGUUUGUGUUUGAUUUAUUCUAUAUUCAGUGUGAAAUCAUCAGCUGAUUGUUUCCUGUCUUUAGUUUGAGACACAAACACUUAAAUCUGUUCUCAUCUCAUAAAAUCACCUUUAAAUUCACAGAAAGGGAUUCAUACUCU